GCAGAAAGGGCCAAAAAUAAAAAAGAAAAUAAAAUAAAAUCGAACAAUCACAAAAACUUUAUUACCAAAAAAACACACACAAAAACUCUCAUACAAUUUUGACGUGAAAUCAGGUCUUUCAAAUAUUUUCUUUUGAAAACCUGAUUUCAUAUAUUACAAUUUUCCAGAAAGAGAGAGCGUGCUUGAAGAUCUGUAUGCAUUUUUAGAGAAAGAGGAAGGGAAAUAAAAUAGAUGGGUUGCUCAUUUUCUGGGUUGAAUGCUCUAUACGACGCCGUUAAUGGUGGAGGGGAUGUUUGGAUCAAUGAGAACAGGUUCAGGAUCCUGAGGCAGCUAGGUGAAGGUGGGUUUGCAUAUGUGUUCUUGGUCAAGGAGGUUGUUGCCGACAGCUCCUCCACUUCUGGUUUAGCCAAGAAAUGCAAAGACACUACCCAUCUCUCUGAUGAUGGCACUUAUGCUAUGAAAAAGGUUCUCAUUCAGAGCAGCGAACAGUUGGAUUUAGUGAGGGAGGAGAUUCGUGUAUCGUCACUGUUCAAUCAUAAUAAUCUCCUUCCACUUCUUGAUCAUGCUAUUAUUUCUGUUAAGCCUACACAAGAAGGAUCUUGGAGCCAUGAAGCAUACUUGUUAUUUCCAGUUCAUUUGGAUGGAACAUUACUAGACAAUGCCAAGGCUAUGAAAGCUAAGAAGGACUCCUUUUCUACCUCAGAUGUUCUUCAAAUAUUCCGGCAGCUUUGUGCAGGACUCAAGCACAUGCACACAUUUGAUCCUCCAUAUGCACAUAAUGAUGUCAAGCCUGGCAAUGUCCUUAUAACUCAUAGAAAAGGACAAGCACCACUUGCCAUACUAAUGGAUUUUGGCAGUGCUCGACCUGCAAGGAAGCAAAUUCGCUCUCGUGCAGAGGCCCUACAAUUGCAGGAAUGGGCGUCUGAGCACUGUUCAGCACCUUUUCGAGCUCCUGAGUUGUGGGAUUGCCCAAGCCAUGCAGAUAUUGAUGAGAGAACUGAUAUUUGGUCAUUGGGAUGCACUUUGUAUGCAAUAAUGUAUGGGGUAUCUCCAUUUGAAUAUGCACUAGGAGAAUCUGGAGGAAGCCUACAACUGGCAGUUGUCAAUGCACAAAUAAAGUGGCCAACUGGAACUAAUCCUCCAUAUCCAGAUGCCCUUCAUCGGUUUGUAACCUGGCUGCUUCAACCCCAGGCCACAGUCCGACCGUGCAUUGAUGAUAUUAUUAUUCAUGUCGACAAGUUGAUUGCAAAGUUCUCUCAGUGAGAUAAAUAUGCAAUGUAAUAUAACUUUCGGCAUGUCUUCACCUUCGACGUCUAAGCAAAGCUAUUAUAAAUUGAUCGUUGUGAAUUCGUUUUUUUAUACUUUGAAGUGAAAUAGGGCAGUCAAUGAACAGCAGUUCCUUCUCUGAUAUUAUGCAGAUUUUUGUUGUAGUUUUAGCAGUUGUGCAUUGGUGAAGUGUUACAGUAUUAUUUCUGUCUCUACUAUUUGAUUUUAUCCUUUGUAAUUCAUUAAAGUGCCAAUCUCCUUGGGCUUCCUGAGAUUAAUUUAAUAGUGAAAAACAAUAAAUUUUGAUAUCAAUACGAUAUUUCUGUUUUCAA
This is a messenger RNA of Ziziphus jujuba (common jujube), 1598 nucleotides long. RefSeq lists its product as uncharacterized. The transcript is spliced from 6 exons. Gene Ontology annotation, biological process: protein phosphorylation. The record is from RefSeq and is a predicted model, not a curated record. Lineage: Eukaryota; Viridiplantae; Streptophyta; Magnoliopsida; Rosales; Rhamnaceae. Gene Ontology annotation, cellular component: cytoplasm. The coding region runs from base 232 to 1263 and encodes 343 amino acids. Gene Ontology annotation, molecular function: ATP binding; protein serine/threonine kinase activity.